Molecule: messenger RNA, 4052 nt
Organism: Astyanax mexicanus (Mexican tetra)
Lineage: Eukaryota; Metazoa; Chordata; Actinopteri; Characiformes; Acestrorhamphidae
Exons: 3
Coding region: 729-4052 (1107 amino acids)
Source: RefSeq, a predicted model, not a curated record
AGUCAAAAUGUAAAUAAAUAAAUAAAUAAUGGAAAAAGAGAGAGGGCGGAGCUAAGUGUGAGUGAAAGUGAAACUUAGCAGUGUACCGAGAGCCAGUGUCUGUAACUAAAUAUGUUCUGUUUAGUUAAAAAUUAAGUUGAUGUUCGGCAAAUGGGAUGCCUUCUUUUAAACAUGUGACUGAAACGCGCUGCUGCUCGCGCUGCGGACUCGCGGUGCUCUCGCGAGGGAUCGCGCUGAAAUCGCGCUAAAAUCGCGCUGGACAGAAAAAAAGGCGAGCAGGCUGAGUUUUCCCCGCGGUGAAAAACGGGUCCGUCUAAGACGUGCACCAGAGGCAAACGACUCUUAACCUCCAUUCUGAGGUAGUUUAAGACACCAGUGCAGGAUUGGAGAAGGAGACUGUUGCACAGGCGUCCACACGGAGGAGAGAGGAGAAGCUGAGUUGUGCAGAGAGGUGUUUCAGCUCGUGUUUGACUGCAGAGAGGCACUGGUUAUCAACCUGUUAACUAAAUCCUGGAAAUAAUAAAAAUCCCUAAGAGGAGGCAAAGUUUCAUCUGUUGUGGGGAAAUUUACUAAAAUAUCCAGAGUUUGGGAGUGGAUACAAGCGCCCUAAUUGUAGUCACAACACAGGCUUUUUCAAGUUAAGCCAAGAACUGAAACGAACCUGAGAUAACUUGACAGUUGAUAACCACCAAAGUGGGGUCCUUAGUAUCAAACAACCUGGAAGAAAAAUGGCAGAGGAACUCUUUGGUAAAACAGUGGAUGAGCUAAAAAGAUGGAGGACUGUUGCAAAAAGUGCCCUGACCAAGCAGGCUAAUUUUCUCAGUAGAGGUGGCCAUAACUUGACUGAAUCAGAGCUCAGGGAAGAGUUUAAGAAGCUUGAUGAUGCAGCAAGAAAAGUCUGGGAAACCAAUGAUGACUACAGGGCUGGUCUACUAGCUGAGAAAGAGGCUAAAGCUGAGUUUGGUGAGCAGGUGACACUUGAGGAGCAGAUAGAGAAUGAUAUUGAAAACACAGUCCAAGAAUGUAAAUCAAGAUUGGAUGAAGGAAGGAAGAUUGUUCAGACUUAUCUUUGGUCUAAAUAUGGGGAGGCUCAGCUGCUGACUGCUAUUCAGGAAGCUGAAAAAGCUUGUGAUGAUGCAACUGCUAUCCCCGCAAAUGGUACCAAUUGUGAUGGCUAUGACGUGCAGCUGGAUAUUGUGGACAAGUUGAUUAUUGAGGCAACUAAAGCACUGUCAAACUGGGAGCAGUGGAUUCCCGAAGCAGAUAAAGUUAGUCUUGGGAACAGUGUAAAGUCGUUUAAAGUAAUUGGCAACAGGCUCCAAGCAAGAAGAGUUGAGUUUGUUACAGCACGGAGAAUUGCAGAGGAAGAAAAGGCUGCUACUGUACUUCGAGCAUCAGUUAUGCCUGCCAUGCCAGUUAUCAAACUAAAACCCACCAGUCUACCUAGGUUCUAUGGCAACAGAAGGGAUUUUCAUCAUUGGAAGAAAGACUGGGAAAGCCUGCAAAAGCAGGGAGAGCCAACUGGAUCAGCAGAGGUUAAGAAAAUUCAGCUCCUUGACAGUCUAGAUGACAAAAUCAUCAGAGACCUUAGGCUUUCAACAUACAACACAGCUGGUGACAUACUCAGAGUGUUAGAAAACCGGUAUGGAAACAAGUCCUCAAUUGCAAUGGAAAUUGUAGAGAGCCUGGAGAAGAUUCCAGCAGUGCAAGAAAGCCAGCCUAGGAAGGUGAUAGACCUAAUCCGCACAGUGGAAAAAGCCCUGGUAGACCUCACAGAGUUAGAGGACACCGGAGCCAUUAAGAACCCCUUGGUAAUCAAGUCCAUAGAGAGCAAGCUGCCAGACUCUGUGAAAAAGGAUUGGCUUAUCUUCAUGGUCAACCCCAGUAAUGGUGUCAAGCCAGACAACCACUUUGACAACCUCCUGAAAUUUCUAAAGACACAAGAAGAGGUCUUUGAGAGGCUUGAACAGCUUGGAGUCACAGAAAAACUAGAGAGACCAGAUAAGCUAAACAGGAAAUUGGAAAAGAAAUAUGCUUCUACAAAAAACACAAAAAAAGACGAGUCAGAAGAUGGGUGCAGUAUCUGUGGUGCAGAUGGCCACAAGAAUAAAGUCUACUUUUGCAAGAAAUUCAGGAGACUUCGGCUCUCCGAAAAGAAGGAUGCUGUUAAAAAACUGGGAGCAUGCAGGAAGUGCCUUGGGUGUCACGAGACUGAUGACGGCUGUAAAGACACCUUUCUGUGCAAGAAUAAAGACUGCAGAAAGGGCAGCUGUUCAGACCACCACUUUUUCCUUUGCCCAAAAGCAGAAGAAAAAAGAGCCAAAGAUGGAAAUGGCACAAGGACUUGUGAAAGAAAAGUCAGGCUGACUGAAGAGCAAGAACGUUUCUUAGCUGAACUCCCUCCAGAAAUGGCAGAAAAGUGCAAAAAGGCUUUUACCAAUAAGACUAGCAUGACAGACUGCAGUAAUCAAAUAGGACUUGUGAAGGAAAACGGACUUCAAGAACUCCCUGUCAUUAUGAUGCUGCUGGAGGUUACAGCCAAUGCAGGCCAGAGAAUUGGAACUCUAAUAGAUCUUGCAUCAGACACCAAUUACAUCACCCAUGAGGCCGCUGAUAGGCUAAGACUCAGAGGUGAAGAAGUCACAUUAGUCGUGCAUGGGGUUGGUGGAAUGACCAUGCAAGAGAGAACCAAGAGGUAUCUUCUCAGAGUCCGGGUCAAAACUCCCAAAGGAACAGAGAUUGCACAUGAAAUGAUUUGCUAUGGUUUGGAUGAGAUUGCCAAAGUACAUCGAGGUGUCACUCCUAUGCAACUGAAAAGGUUCUUCCCAGAGGCCGAGCUUGAAGAGCUAAAAAGACCUGAAGAGAUUGAACUCCUUAUCAGCCACCGGGAGGGCAAACUCGCACCACAAAGAGUGAAAAUUGUGGGAGAUCUUGUCUUAUGGGAAAGCCCACUUGGAAAGAUUGUGGGUGGAGCACACCCUGACCUCUUUGAGGAGAUAGAGGUUGCAGCGCAUGAAUCCAAGACACAUUUUGCCCGCUCUAUGAGAACAGCUGCAGUCAAGUAUGAAGAAAAAGUCAUACAACCCAAGGAAGAAGUAAUCUGGCUGUCACAAAAGGCUAUGGCUACGACUGUAAGUACAGCUGUUGGAAGCCGAGAGUUCCUUGAAUGGUGGCGGUGGGACAGUAUUGGGGCAGCUUGUGAACCAAAGUGUGGAGGUUGUCGCUGUGGAACCUGCCAACCAGGAGGGAAAGAGAUGACCUUAGCAGAGGAAAGAGAACUCGAGGUAAUCAAAGAAGGGCUCACAUACAUCAAAAAAGAUGCUCACAGUAAGACACCCCAUUGGGAUGCAAAGUAUCCAUGGACUGAGGAUCCAGCUUCUCUUCCCAACAACAGAAGAGGAGUGGAAGCAACUUUCCUGAGGACAGAAAGGCAACUCAUUAAAACACCUGAGUGGAAGGCUGCCUACACAGCUCAAGUCCGUGACAUGGUGGAGCGGGGAGCUGCGAAAAAACUCACAACUGAAAUCAGCAGCUGGAAGGGACCAGUGUGGUAUGUGAGUCACUUGGUUGCUCCAAACCCCCAUUCAGUAACAACUCCAGUAAGGCUUGUAUGGAAUAGCAGCCAGAAGUUUGAAGGGUUAAGCAUGAAUGACCUUCUGCUCAAGGGGCCAGAUGUCCUUAAUCCAAUCAGAGCAGUGUUACUAAGAUUCCGGAAUGGGGUACAUGCAGCAUUAGGUGACAUCACAAAAAUGUACAAUUCGGUGUGGUUGGAAGAGCGUGAGAUGCACCUUCACCGCUUUCUUUGGAGAGACAGUCCAGAAGAAGAUUUAAGUGAGUAUGCCAUUACUAGAGUCAAUAUCGGAGACCGACCAGCAGGGUGCAUUGCUCAGUUAGCUAUGAGGGAGACAGCCAGACUGCCCGAAUUCACUGACCUUAAAGAGGCGAGGAGAGUCCUUGAAGAGGACAGCUAUGUAGACGACAUUCUUACCUCUCAUAACAGCAAAGAUAUUCUGGACAAGAUAGUUGCCAUGGGUUCGGUCAGGGCAAAGUGA